GAGAAUAGUUUCGUUUUUCUGAUUUGCAGUUGUUUUAGGCUUAAAUAUUCAACACGGAAAUCAAUAGGAAUGAAUACUUGUAGAACCUGCCUUAAAACUCCAGCCGACAAAGAUAUUUCUAAGCUGAAUAAAAGUGUAAAAAACGACAACAGAAAAUGCAUUGAUAUCAUAGAGUUUUGUCUGGAUAUAAAGGUUACAGAAGACUCCAAAAUAACAACGAAACUAUGCAACAACUGCUAUAGAAAAAUCAUAUCGUUUUACAAGUUUAAGGCUCUAUCUUUGAAAAAUGAUGCCUAUUUGAGGUCUCUGGAGCCACCUGGGCAGUUAGUAGACCAAAAACAAUCUAUUUAUGUUGACGGAAAUGGAAUUAAACACGAGAAUCCCUUGGAAAUUGAUGAAUAUGGUCCAUGUAUAGUUGAAGAAUACAAUAGAGAAAUCAAAAUAGAAAUAGACUUUAAACAUGAAGAAAUAGAUGGUGAAAAGUCACUCAGUGGAAAUUGUAAAGAGAGGAAGAAGAAGGCCAAGAAACUAAGCCUAGUAAAAGCAGAAAGAAUUAAGCCAAAAAAACUAAUAUGCGAGGAAUGUGGGAAGACAGUUCUUAAUCUCAAGCAGCAUUUGCUGCAGCACCGACCGAAGGAAGAACGGAAAAUGCUGCACUGCCAGGCCUGUCCAAAGGUCUUCUCGUCUAGAAGCGGUAGAAACAAGCACUAUGCGGUCGCACAUUUAGGACUUAAAAUGAAAUGUGAUAUUUGUCAUAAAGAGGUAUCAAGUGUGAAAACGCACAAGAUGCAAGUCCACAACCGGCAUGAGUUGCCUUUCAGCUGUGUGUUCUGUUCAAAACGCUUCAUCUCUCGGACCGGGCUCGAAGCGCAUGUAGCCGGGCACACUAAACAUUUCUCAUAUGAGUGUGACGAGUGCCACAACACAUUCCGCUCUAAAAUGUCCAUAUCUACUCAUAUUCGGAUGGUUCACAUAAAAGAAAAGCUCUAUCAAUGUCAUCUGUGUUCAAAGGCUUUCUUCAAAAAGUAUUCACUUCAAAAACAUGUAUGGUCGCACACCAAAGAACGUCCGUUCGAGUGCGAGGAGUGCGGCAAAUCAUUCGGCGACAGGACAACGCUGAGGAACCAUCGCUUGACUCAUGCGGACGUCAAGAGCUUCCGCUGUGAGGUCUGCGACAUGAGUUUUGCGAGGAAAGGGUAUCUAUCUGCGCACAUGAUCAGCCACACGAAGGAGAAGCGCUACCCGUGCGGGUUCUGCGGCGUGCGCUUCGGGCGCUCCGACCACCGCCGCCGGCACGAGUUCACCGCGCACAAGAAAUUUAUAAACGCGACAAACGAUUGAGGACUUUUAUGAAGAAGGAUUAAGGUUGAAUUUCCCUCCGCAGCCGGAGUUCAUUGCGUACAGAAAAUCUGAACGUGUGAAACGAUUGAGGGCCUUUAAGCUCUAAGAAAUAAGGUUGAUACUUCCUUCGAGCAAUGCAACGUUGCACAGUAACUACCGGACAAACGUGUCAAAGGGUUAAGGACCUUAUCUCCAAGCAAUAGGGUUGAUAUUCCCUAGCACCACCGCAACCGGCACCACCUCACUAAGCACAAGAAUUAAGAGUCAAUCCCAAAUUGAUUUUAUCUCCAAGAAAUAGGGUAGAAAUUCCCUACGCAACCGGCAUUUCAAUGCACAUAAGGA
Molecule: messenger RNA, 1683 nt
Organism: Cydia splendana
Lineage: Eukaryota; Metazoa; Arthropoda; Insecta; Lepidoptera; Tortricidae
Product: zinc finger protein 595-like
Exons: 6
Coding region: 70-1341 (423 amino acids)
Biological process (GO): regulation of transcription by RNA polymerase II
Cellular component (GO): nucleus
Molecular function (GO): DNA-binding transcription factor activity, RNA polymerase II-specific; zinc ion binding; RNA polymerase II cis-regulatory region sequence-specific DNA binding
Source: RefSeq, a predicted model, not a curated record